AAAUCCUGCUUUUUACAUCUACGCAUACAUAAAAAUUGAGGUGUAGAGAGAGAGACGGUUGUGAUGGCUGGUCGUCGACACGAUUCCAACCCGUUCGAUGAUGAAGAAGUGAAUCCUUUCGCGGACCAAGAUCAGGAGAGGGGUCAAUCAAAUUAUGGUGGGGGCACAUUUUUCAUGCCAAACUCAUCUGCAAACUCAAAGCUUUCACCUCUUCCUCAUGAACCUGCUGACUACAAUCGUGGGGCUACAGUUGAUAUUCCUCUUGGUGGUUCCAUGGAUUUAAAAAAGAGAGAACAGGAACUUCAAGCUAGAGAGGCUGAACUGAAGAAAAAGGAACAGGAGCUGAAAAGAAGGGAAGAUGCCAUCUCACGAGCUGGAAUUGUCAUUGAGGAAACAAAUUGGCCAGCAUUUUUCCCCAUAAUUCACCAUGACAUUGCAAAUGAAAUCCCAGUCCAUCUACAAAGGUUGCAAUAUGUUGCAUUCACCACAUUUUUGGGUAUAAUAAUAUGUCUCUUGUGGAAUGUUGUAGCCAUCACCUUAGCUUGGUCCAAGGGGGGAGGUCCAAGCAUUUUGUUUCUUGCUAUCAUAUAUUUCCUAGCCGGCGUCCCAGGCUCCUAUGUGUUAUGGUAUCGUCCUCUUUAUCGUGCGAUGAGGACAGAUAGUGCUCUGAAAUUCGGAUGGUUCUUCUUAACUUAUUCGUUGCAUAUUGGCUUCUGCGCAUUUUCCUGCGUUGCUCCCCCAAUAAUUUUCAAAGGGAAUUCCUUGACUGGAAUCUUGCCUGCAAUCGACCUUUUAACUGCAAAUGCUCUGGUUGGGAUAUUCUACUUCGUUGGAUUUGGACUCUUCUGCAUUGAGACAUUGAUCAGCAUAUGGGUGAUUCAGCAAGUUUAUAUGUACUUCAGAGGAACUGGAAAAGCUGCAGAAAUGAGGAAGGAGGCUAUGAUGGCAGCAUUAUAACACGAAAAUCAACUUUGGAAUUCUUGGACUCAUUGGCUGUUCUAUUCUUGGUGCUAUAGCUUUGCAAUAGAUCAGAAAUUAGACUCUUUUGGCUGCCAUUUGAUUUCAUCAUCAACAAAUCUUGGUUUUUGAUGCAUGGAGAGGAAUGCAUUUCCUUUGCCAUUUUUGGCAUCUUUUGUUCUUGUUAGAUCUUUUCUAAGUAUAGUGGUAUCAUUUAGUUCUCUAGCCUUAUUAUCUUUGUCAAUGUUUUACACUUUUUAGAUAAAGAGAGGUAGAAAUAGAAAUCGGUAUCAUGCAGUCGAGAUUCGAUAUAUGUAUAAAUCUCAACUUCU
This is a messenger RNA of Salvia hispanica, 1289 nucleotides long. RefSeq names its product secretory carrier-associated membrane protein 1-like. Gene Ontology annotation, biological process: protein transport. Lineage: Eukaryota; Viridiplantae; Streptophyta; Magnoliopsida; Lamiales; Lamiaceae. The record is from RefSeq and is a predicted model, not a curated record. Gene Ontology annotation, cellular component: recycling endosome membrane; trans-Golgi network membrane.